AUGGCUUCCAGGGCUGGUGGAUCCAUAGGCCGAGGUGCAGGCAGGGCUCAGCGCAGCGCACCGGGAUCUCCACCACGACCUAUGCAGGGGCGAGUAGGGGAUGGACCGGGAGGAGCCGGCGCGAUCUUCGUUGGGGGGUUGCUUACCGUACCGGCGCCGACCUCUCGUCGCUCUUUCCGUUACGACGGCCCUCGACCCCCUCCUUCGGGGCAGACGCAGACGCAGCCGGAGAGCGGCAGUGAGGAGGAGGAUGAGGAGGAGGAUGGUGAGGGCGAGAAGGAGGAGGACACUGAGGGGAGCGGGGAUGACAGCGAGGCGGCGUGGAACCCAGAGACGCAUGGCGGUGGGGAGGGGGGAGAUGAUGAUGAUGAAGACCACGAGAUGGAUGGGUUGGAGCCAGAGGGGCGGGAGGAGGAGGUGGGAGAGGGUGGUGGAAGGGCGGCGACAGAGGCGGGAUCACAGCAUGUGCGUGAAGGGGGAGGGAGCGUGGGGGUUAAGGUGGGGGGGAGAAAGGCCGUGACCAUUAGGGAGCCGAGGCAGAGGAAGAAGGCCAACAAGUUGAGGGAGCGGGCGUAUCCCUGCACGUUCACUGGGGAGCCCUUGGGCGAGGGUGUGAUCGCUCCCGAGUUCCUAGACGAGGACGGAGGGUCCGAGAGUAGUAAGGGGACUGGCAAGGGGGAGACGUUUCCCCGUGGGGGCUACAAGGGAGUGCCGGAUGGCUACGUAUAUCAGUGGCCACAUGCCAAGACUUGGCCGCAGCUCGCCAAGGAGAAAGGGAUGGCGAUUGGUGGAGGUCAUGGUUCAGGCGGGAUGGAGCGGUGGAUGACAACCAAACUGACCUCGGUGCAGCUACGGCAGGCGAUCACAAAGCUGGUGGUCACCUGCGACCUCCCCUUCCGCAUCGUCGAGGCCGAGGCUUUUCGUGAGCUACUCAUCCUGCUAAACCGCAACUGCGCGCAGAAGAACUUCAUCCCCUCGCGCUGGACGGUUUCCCGCGACACAGUGGUGUAUGCGGCUGCCGCUCUUCAGUCAGCCAUUGCGGAGAUGCUGACGAAGGAGGGGGAGCUGGGGUGCAGGGUGUCGUUCACCAUCGACAUGUGGACGUCGCCCAACAACAGGGCGUGGCUAGUGGUAACAGGUCACUGGAUCGACGAGAAUUACCAGCUGCGCACAAUGGUGUUUGAAUUCCGCGAGAUUCACGGGCGUCACACGGGCAAGCACAUGGCGAGGGUGGUUGAGGAGACGGUGGUGCAGUGGGGGUUGGAGACGCGUUGUCUUGGGUUCACCUUAGACAACGCCUCCAGCAACACUGCCGCUUUCAGGUGUUGUGCACCACCAGAGUUCGCCAUUGAAGGCAAGGGGGAGGAGGAGGACGACGAGUGGGAGGAGGAGGAGGGGGAGGAGGAGGAGCAGGAGGGGGUGGGUGCUGGCGACACCUCUGACGCGGAGCAUGCUGUUGUUGGUAGUAGCAGUGGUGUGCAGGCGUAG
Molecule: messenger RNA, 1488 nt
Organism: Closterium sp. NIES-65
Lineage: Eukaryota; Viridiplantae; Streptophyta; Zygnematophyceae; Desmidiales; Closteriaceae
Source: the annotation of a GenBank genome assembly